Candoia aspera is the source of this 6086-nucleotide messenger RNA. It is a transcript of the gene ANGEL1, whose product is annotated as angel homolog 1. The transcript has 10 exons. Gene Ontology annotation, molecular function: 3'-5'-RNA exonuclease activity. The coding region runs from base 408 to 2141 and encodes 577 amino acids. NCBI's taxonomy places the organism in Eukaryota, Metazoa, Chordata, Lepidosauria, Squamata, Candoiidae. The record is from RefSeq and is a predicted model, not a curated record.
CGCUGGGAGCCGGGGUUUCAUUGGCGGCCUCCCGCCCCCUCCCCGUCCCGCCUCUCGGCAUGCUGGUGAAGUUUAUCCUCCGCAGAGGAUCAAAACAGCCGGACAGGGGUGGUCGCGACGUUGCCAUAACUAAGAUGGUAUUGAAAUGACACCCGGAAAUAAUAUUGCGUUUUAAAACAUAUGCUUUCUUUACAUGUCGAAAGAACGUGCUUCUGCCGAAGAGCACACCUAUAGACGGCCUUUCUGCUCCAGUCGGUGGGAAGCCAGGCUCGGAGGAGCAGCAAGCCCUGCUGCAGCAGUGGCUGGAGAAGGGAGCUGGGGGGCUUUGCACUAAUGAGAGAGCUUCAGAACCGGACCAAGUGUCAGCCAUUUCGGCUGUGGAGUGGCAAGAAGGCCCAGAGCUACUGAUGACAAGCUUAAGCAACUUGAUUGUCUCACCCCAGUCUGGUGGCCGGGAGGAGGAAGAGCAGCAGCAGCUGCUGCCAGGGGUCCCAACUGAAGGAUCUUCUGAACUACAGGAAUUUGUAGAAACUACCCUGGCAAGCUCACCAACAGAGGAAAGAGAGGAUUUAGAAGUCAAUGCUCCAUGGGCAGCAGUACGGACAGAGGCUGAUCCUCCAGAUGUGGACGCUCCUAUGUCCACAGAAGUGUGGAUUGAAGAUCCUGCUGUGUUAGCCUGGAGUCCUGCCCAGGAGACUGAUGCGGUAUCAGCCGAGGGAGUAAUGUGGCCUUUUGCAGAUGCAGGUCAAUUCCAGCCACUCCCACUAGAGAUACCUUAUCAUGAGAUUCUGUGGAGAGACUGGGAAGAUCUCUCUGCCUGCAUCCCAGAGCUGAACCCAGAGAGUGGGUCUUUAUUUGAAUUCAGAGUAAUGUCUUACAACAUUCUGGCCCAGGACCUGAUUGAGCAGUGCCCUCAUCUUUAUAUGCAUUGCCAUCCAGAUACCCUAAACUGGAGCUAUCGUCUUGCAAAUCUCUUACAGGAGAUCCAGCACUGGGAUCCUGAUAUUCUCUGUCUCCAAGAAGUUCAGGAGAAUCACUUUUGGGAGCAGCUGGAGCCAACACUGAUGAUGAUGGGCUUUACCUGUAUCUACAAGCGGCGGACAGGAAGGAAGACAGAUGGUUGUGCAAUCUGUUACAAGCAGAACAAGUUCCAACUGAUCAGUGCUAGCCCUGUUGAAUACCUCCGGCCUGGCUUGGAUAUCCUCAGCAGGGACAACGUGGGCCUGGUGUUACUGCUACAGCCCUUAUUAACAGAAAGCCAGGGAGACAAGGCAAUCAGCCCUUUGUGUGUGGCAAACACUCACAUAUUGUACAGUCCCCGUCGGGGAGACAUCAAACUGGCCCAGAUGGCUCUGCUCUUGGCAGAGAUUGACAAAACCGCCAAACUGGCUGAUGGCAGUUACUGCCCCGUCAUCUUAUGUGGGGACCUGAACUCUGUGCCUGACUCACCACUGUAUAAGUUCAUCAGGAACGGCCAGUUGUACUAUCACGGGAUGCCAGCCUGGAAGGUGUCUGGACAGGAGGAAUUCUGCCAGAACCCACACCAACGGAAAUUGCUGUUUCCUCUGUGGCCCAGCUGCCUGGGUAUAACAGAUGACUGCCAGUAUAUAACCCUUUGCCAAAGCAAGAAGUCAGACAGACUUAAAUACAGUCGUGACUUCCUGCUUCAGUUCCGUUACUGUGAUACUGCCUGUGAGCGACCUGCAGACUUGAUCCUGUUGGAAGGUGUGACAGAUGCCAUGCCAGACCGUCCUGCAGACUGGCCUAAGGCCCUCACUGUAGAGAACAACUCUGAUCCAGAACUGUUUUGUUCAAGGUAUGCAGGCAGUAUUCACCAUGGCCUCACCCUGACCUCAGCUUACAGCCACUUCCUGCCUGAGAGAGGCUGCCCAGAGAUUACAACCAUGCCAAUGGGAGUGGGGGCCACUGUGGAUUAUAUAUUCUACUCAGCAACGCCAAUCAAGAAUGAUAAGGAAGAAUAUCGCAGGAUGUACCAAGAUGGAGCCCUAAAGCUGCUUGGCCGCCUCUCCCUUCUCUCUGAAGAUAUCCUUUGGUCAGCAAAUGGCUUGCCAAAUCCUUUCUGUUCAUCUGAUCAUCUCUGUCUGCUGGCCAGCUUUGGGCUAGAGAUUUCUGACUUCUAAUCAUGUACGAGAUCUUCAGAACUCUCUUAAGAGUUGGCCUGAAUGGGAAAAUCAUGCCACUGAAGUUUGCAUCAGCGAAUGAGAAGAAAAAAAAAAAGGAUCUUCCCCAUCUUCCCCCCUUCCUUAUUUUUGAGAUGUCCUUGUUCUUUUCUCCCUUUUUUUCAUGAGGAAAUAACGAUUUGGUUUACUCUAGAAUUCUGCAGUCCUAGUCUGAGCUUCACUGCCAUUUUAUGUCUGCCUAUAGUCUGGCUACUGUACCAUCUUAAAGGGCAUCCUGCCAUCAAACUGGCAGCCUUCUCUAUUUGGUCUUAUUCUGUUUGGAAAGUACGCUUAGCCAGCACCCGUUAGCAGGGGGUGUCAUGGAGCACCACAAAAAUCUGAAUGGAGUCUUCAUGUAAUGUGGGCUCCAGGCGUACACAAACACACACACACACCCACACACACCCUUGCUUUGUGCUGCAGGUAGCAAGGGAUCUCUACUGUUUUCUACUGCACUCAAACCAGAGUGAUGGUGGUGGAGUGAUUUCAGCUUUUUGAGAGCUGGUGGUAGUAGUACUAUUGCUGCUGCUGAUCUUGUUUCCAUAGGUAGAUGCUUGUUGAUUGGCAUGUCCCUCUUGUCUAUUUGGAAAGGGAUCUAAUUCAGGUGGUGUCCCCUGACUAUACAGAAGAUUUUCCAUAAAGAUUUCCCUGGCAAUUUAAUUUGUUUGCAUGGCAGCAAAGCUUCUUGAAAGCUUCUCUAAUACCAGAUUAAAAAUUAAUUUUAUUCUUUGUUCUGAGAACCUUGCAUUUUAUUGUUAGGUUCUUCAGGAGGCUUUUUACACUCUGAUUCAUCAGCUUGGGACAUUUUUGCAGCCUCUGGUGGCAACUAGAGUUGCAAAUAAGGACUGCUAAAACUGAUAGAAAAUGACAGAUGCUUUGUGUUGUUUUUUUAAAACCUGGAAGCCACAUUGUUGGGAACUUCAAGUGGGCCUGGCAGUUGCUGCUCAUUUUUAAAAAAAUAUAUUAAUAGAUUGUUAAAGGACUAUAUGAUUCAGAGUAAUGGUUGGUCUGUAAAUAAUUCCCAUUCUCAAUACAUAGAAAACAUAAUUACAGCUGUGUAUAGGCCAUGUGCAACUUUAUGUUGGAAAAAUGCAUUGGGAGCUUUCAGUAUUUUUAAUGUUUUCUUAAAUUUGAAAGAAAAAAUAAAUUUUUAUAAUUUCAGAAAAGUUGUAAAUUUAGUUGGUUGAGUCUGGAGAAAAAGACAACUGAAGCACUUUGAGGGUAUCCGUGAGGCUUCAGGAAUGCCCUCUGGUGGAUGUUGUGGGAUAUGCUUAGAAUGCAUGCUUUGUUUUGUGACAAAGACAGGGCUAGCAAAGAUGAAUACUGGACCUCCCUCAGGAGCUUAUCAGAAUAUAAUAAUGCCUAAUAAUUCAGGUUCUUUCUCUUACAGUAGCAGGCAGAAAGAAAGUUAGGAUCUGCUGAUAAAAUUCUGGGUGAUUACAAAAGUGUUAUUUCUAAUUCAGCUUCUUCAGUUGGAAGAAGUAUUGUUCAUUAUAAUUCUUACUAGCUGCAUUUUGCUGCUGAUUUUGUGCUUUUCUGCUGGUUGAUUUGAAAAGUUUUAGGUUAGAAUUCCAGAUCUGUAAUAAUUUGCAUGUAGAUUUUACUUCAGCACUGACUCAAGCUACAGGAGGUAAUGGUCAACCCCAUCAGUGCCUAACAUGACCACUUCAGGUACUGUAUUUUUUACCUGGCUGUAAUUUUUUUUUAAGGAAAAACGUCAGGUAAACUUACUUUAAUAAAAAUAACCACCUCCCAAACUUGGUUCAAAAUUCUAACUCCAUUGCCUCUGCUAUCUCUGGCAUAUGCUUUCAGCCUUAGGUGUAGCCUCUCUCUGCAAACUGUUAUACUCAUACUGGAGAGUCUUAAAGAGACUUACUGUGCAAUCUUGCACUUACCUGCUUGUGAAUAAGCCCCAUUGUAUUCCAGAUAACUUCUGAGUAGAUGUAUACAAGACGGUGUUGUUAAAGAUCUGAAUCAGAGAUAUCUGCAGGAUUGGAGGCUUUCAUCAACGUAAUUAAUGAAAGCAGCAUCACACUGUAACCCCUGCCUCUUUUGUAUACAUGCACAAUGUCACAAUAUAUGUAUAAAAAGGGACAAGCUUAUGACAUAACACUGCUUUUAUCAGUUAUCCUCCCUUGAUGCUCCCAUCUCCUGCAGACAUUUCUGAUCUGAAUGUAAUCUUGAAAUUUACAAAGAGAAAGUCUCCUUUAAGCUGAGCUUGACUACUGAUGACUUCAUGGUCACAUCCAAGUAGUUAUUGUGGCAACAAAUGUAGAAAUAAUUUGCCACUUGCUUCUUUCUGGAGGCCUCCCAUAUAAAUACUAACCAGUUCAGACUGUUUUAUUUUCUGAGACCAGUCAAAGCAAAUCACUUUCUUUGUUGCCAAGAAAACUACAUGGCAGUGUCCACUUUGUUACCGGAGGCUAAGCUUGACUGGAAGGACUGUUUGUCAUUAAAUGGGAAGGACCCACUUUAGAGUUUAAAACAGCCUUUAGAGGCACAUUCAUAUGUAUACAUAUCUGUUUGCCUUUUCUCAAGACAGUUCAAUAGUAUUUUCUCAAGGCAUUUCCUUAUUUCUAUUUCCACUAACAAAUGCUGUAUUUAUUUUACAUUGCAUACUCACUGUAUGCUACUUAGCAUUAGAUGAAGGAUUUUGUAAUUGGUUUCAUUUGAUAAUUUUAUAUUUGAAAAAAAUUAAAAAUCUAAAACUUUUAAUCAGUUUGUUCUGAGACUUUUCAGAUAGCUUUUUUAGUUUACCUACCAGCAGAAUUUCUCACUUAAUGAGGUUUUCUGAAAGUAGCCUCUGGUCUCUUCAUAGAUAACAUCUAGUUUAGGUCAUACACUACAGAUGAGAUCUACUGCCACUCUAAAGCAGAACUGAUAGAGUAAAAAGCGUUUGAUUUGCAAAGAACGGAUCUCAUUGCCGCUGAUUCUCUCUCAGCUGCCACAUCCAUGUUACUAGGUUUGUAAACGACAUAAAACACUUGCCAAUGAGUGGGGGCCUGUGGUGUUACAGGAACCAUGUCGCCUUAAAUGAAUGUGGAAAAGUUAGAUCAACGUAUCUAGGCCUUUGUCUUAAUUUCAUUAACUUGUUUAAGACUUAAUAUCUUUAAGACUUUUUAAAAUGAGUGUUGGUCCCUUGGAAAAAAAAUCUAUUGUGGGGAGAGGUUUUGUGAAAAAGAAACUUCUUGGAUAUAAUAAUGGAGGAACCAUAAUCUGACAAAUGUCAAUUUGCAAUACAUUUCAGUUGUGGAAAAUUUAAUACAGUAAUGCAUCAAGUCUAUCCUCUCUUCAUAAAGAUCUGUACUAAUCUUGAGUGUAACUGACAUUCUCAAUGCUUAAGUGUUGUCAUUUACAGCAUGCUAGAAAGCUAAUAGGAUGCAUGCCAGUUCUUUACUGGAAAUAAUUCUGUCCUGAAAUACUGUUCUUUCUCUGCUUAAAAACAAUUCAUUGCAGUUUUAGCAGUAUAGAAUAAUCAUUGUAGUACUGAUGGUUGCAGUGGGUAUUACAGAUAUGCACUGUUGCUGAAAAGUCCAGUCCUAGAAGCCAGCUGUAACAAUGCACCCAAACAUACUAUUUUUUUAUUUGGGGAGGAGAAGUCUUAAUCAUUAAUGACAGCAUCAAUAAACAAUUGUUUUAUCACUCGCAAGAUUAAAAAUGUGCAGAAACAAACUUUAUUUUUAAUUCUGAACAAGAAUUAAAUCGGGAUAAGUAAUACAAAACUGAAGAGUACAAGAACUAAAUCUAUGCAGGUUCAAUAUCAGUGGUGUAAGAGCACAGAUCCAUGAGGUGCUACUAGUUCACAGAAGAUACACAAACAUGAUCACCCAUAAAGAAACAAAACUGUACUUUGCUGUCAUAACAACAGACCUGAAAACAAAACAAACCGCUAAAAUGUGAUAAAUA